AGGAUGGACCAAUUACUAUUUAAAAUAUUGCAUACUGUUUUUCGUUAAAUUAUUUUAAAUUAUUAUUUUUCUAUCUAGUAAAAAACAAAUUUCAUUUCCGCAUGCUAACAAGGAAGACUGAACUUAAAGCUCUUUACAUUGAUGAGAGAUGAUUAGAACAAAAUGUGGAUAUACGAUCAUCCAAUCAUACUCUCGGCAUUAUUGAUUUGUAACUAGUGUUGAUUACUUACGUUUUUUAUGAAAAAUGUUACUUUCAGUUUCGUACCUUAAUCCUAAUGCCUUCUAACCGAUUGUUUGUAUGUGCCCAAAUUAUCCCAGUAAUAAGGUGCGUAAUUCGGCAACAAAUUAAUCAACAUGAUAUUGCAUCUCUCGGUAAAUUUUUUCACCUUUGGAUGUUGUUCUCGUAGAAAGAUCCUUUAAAAUGAGGAAAUAAAUUUCAGGCUCAAUGGGGGAAACGGUUAUUUGAACAUAUUAUUGCGCCCUUUGCCGUAUGCCGGAACAAAACCAGCCUGGCUGGGCGGCUAAAGUGCUUUGGUUGUUGCAUUUUAUUUUCAUAUCUUCACCAAUGGAUCAAACGGCUUGUUGCUUUCGGAGGCUUCUUCUCGUAUCAUUCUCAGGCGUGUUUGCAUUUAUCGCUCAAGCUUCAACUUUUUAUCAGUUUCAAUUCAUUUGACUCGAAAUAAUUCAUCCCACCACAGGGCGUUCUUCCUUUGCUUCGAAACAAACCGCGUUCUCGUGAACGUACUUCGCCCACCGAGUGUCACUCGGCAAACGGUUUUCAACGCAUUAAAUGUGAGAGUGAUAAAAAAAUACAAAUUCAGCACCCCGAAUGAUUGAAAUUAUUCCCGCAAGAAGAACGAUGUCCAGCUCCAACUGGCGAAAUGAGCAUUUCCGGAGGGUUAAUUUCUCAACCUGUCGCCUUCACCUUGAACGGAAUGGACUGGAGCGUGAGUUUGUGGAGCAAACGUUGUUCCAGUUAACGUUUACUACGAAACAUUUACAAAACCGAAGAAUAAUAACAUUCAUCAAGCGAGUAAAGGAAGUGUGGAAAGUUCCCCGUUGUUGGGAGAAGUUGUCUUUUUGUGAGUUAAUUUAACGCUAACGGUUUAACCUUGGCAUGACAAAUAUAUGUACAUGCGAAAACGUAGGGAGAUUAUUCACCCACGAUCAGCAUUCAAGCGGUUGAGCUUUGCUUUAUGAUGUGAAAUAAUUUAUUAGGGGUUUUUUUGCAAACGACUGAUGCUUAGGGAUUAGGCUUUGGUUGGGUGACAUCGAUUCAUUUAAUUGGAAGAAAUUAGUACGCAUGAUGAUGUGACGAUAAAUUAUUCAUGUGUUUUAAAUUUCCUAAACAAAGUAAUGAGCCAUAUUUUUGACGAUCUUUCGAUGCCGCUGUCAACGGAUACAUUUUCAUGGCAGCAGUUUUGUCAAAAUGGCUGUUGUAGUUUUAUAUGACUAUCUGCAUUGAUUUACCUAUUUUCUUUUAAUGUGGCGUAUUCUGAUGAAUAUUUCAUAAUGGAAAUUGGAAGAUGAUGAAUUUGGAAACUUUCAAAUAACGUUAUCAUUAACAUUAGAAGUACCGGAUCAGUCAUUUUGGAUGCAACGCUUCAUUUUCAUCACAUUAUUUUUUCGGGUUUAACAAUCCUAAGGUAGUGGAACCUUGAAUUUUUAUAUAAAUAUUCUAUAGCACGAUCUCCAAUAAACAAUAAAAUAUACUCCAACUCUUAGAAAUUGUUUAGAACUUAACCACGAACGAAAAACGCUUAAAACGCUUAUUAGCUCUAGCGUUAAGGUUAAGACUUAGAUUCGAAGGGAAAAGCAAGUAACAAGAUAUUUAAUUGGAAUUAAAAGUAUAUUGAAGUCCAACAAAUCGUAUGUAGAAUAAAUAAUGAAUAAAUAAUAAAACUUUAAAAAAUACCAGGAAGCUAUUUUGUAUAUUUAAUAAUUCAAAAGCUAACAUCACAUGAAAAGAUUUUAAAAUGAGUUGAGUGUAGAAGUGUACACAUCUUUAAAUCUGAAGAUCAAUUUAUUACAAUCAACUAACUUGCAAUUUAUAAUUUUAAUGAUAAAUUGUUGAAAACUAUUGCAUAAUAAUAAAACUUGUCCACACAUGCAUACAUAGAACGCAUAAAGAUCAAUAAAAGCGUACAUGAACCAAUGACAUUUAUUUCCAUCAAACAUGAAUAUCGCUUUCGUCGAUAGCAAUCUAAGCUCGCUUUAGUUCGCUUCUCGUUUUCCGCCAUCAUACAAACAUCACUCAAUGUAGAUAAACAUCAUACAUCGUGGCGGAUCGCAACUUCCCCUUGCGUCUGUCAUCUGCGCGGAUUGAUAAAUAUAUCGCCGACGUUCGGAAAUGCCAUUCGGAAGCAUGGAAAGGUUGCACAAUUUGUCCGCUGCACAUUGCAGGCAGGCAUAAUUCUGUUGAGAACUUCGGUAUCCGGUUUCGGUUUAGUUUGACGAUUGCCACAGGUUAAGACAACGGUUACCGGUUUCGGGAUAAGAACGUCCUAACGGUUGAGAUAUGAAUAAAGUAAGAUUUAAUAUAUGACGUUAUGCAGAUUGUUGGAUAACGGGUGAGCUUGGGAAUGUAAUAACCAUCAAACUCGUGACGGACGAUUUGCCGGCAAAGCAAAAGAUUAAUGCAGCCCGGAAACAAUAUUUGCUCUGAUAGAAAAAUGUCUUCCAAAAAUUUAGAUAUUUUGUUGGUACAUAUUAAAGCUUCACUUAAACUUUAAAAAUUUGUACCCAAAUUCCUCAAUUACAUAAACCUCUGAAGAAUGAAGUGUGAUCAUGAUAUGUUUUACUGCUUCUAAUCAGUCUAUUUCUCUUCAGUUCGCUCUGAAAACUUAGGUUACUUGCUCAAACAGCUGGUUUUUAACAGGUCUUAUUCUCUGUUUUCAUUCCAGUUUCGCAUGUUUGGUAACUUUACAGAGAGACCAAAGAGAGGGACUUAGAGCAAGAAAGCAUAAAAAUGAGCAUAGCCGGUUUACUAACCAGGCUGAGAGCAUGCGAGAAUAUCAACAUGUUGGAAAAUUCUCUCUUAGCUUUACAAGUUGCAUCUUGCAGCAGCCACAGCCAGAUGAUUCCCAAACUUAGGAUCGAUCGGAGCUUUGUGUAAACGCAGCACCGGUUCGUUGCGUGGUCGUAUACGUAAAGACGGUAUUUUGAAAAAAAAAAGCGGUUACAUUAGUAUUUAUGGAGUAAGUUAAUUGUUUUAUCUACAGUUUGUGCUUGAAGCUGCGAAAGAAGUGAGAAAAAGGUUCUUGGUCGUGGAACCGUUCGUUAAGUGAUGAAAAAUAGUUGCACGCGAGUAUUAAGUAAUUGCAUCCCGGUUUAGCAGAAAGCGUGCACACGCAAUGGCUUCGGUCGAUCGAUCGCAGGAAGCAGGAUAAAUCACACUAAUGAGGGGUUGACAAUCCGUCACAUAAGUUGGCAAUUUUUGGACAGCGGAUUGACUGACUUUUCGUCUGCAAAACCAGUUCUAAAGCUACAGGGACAAAUCAGACGUGAGAGCAAGAUAACAUACAAGGCGAAAAAAAGAAAAGAAAGCAAAGAGGAAUUUUGGUACGAGAAAAAAAAACAACAUUAAGACAACGAAUCAGAUCUGGAAAAGCAAACGGAAUGAAAAUUCGACAAAGCAACACCAAAUCGUCCACGGUUCACGCCAACAUCCCUAUGUGUGGAGUGAUGUGCACCGUGCAAGUGAAAUUUACAAUUUCUUAAGAAGGAAUCCCACCGACCGAGGGCACAAGCCGGCUGUCGUGGAACGUAGUUGUCUCCGUGGUUCGUUACGAUUGUCCUGCGUUGGAUGUUUUUGGUGACACAAACGAUUUUUGGUGCAGUAGAUACAGAAAGUAUGAGAAAACAGAGAGGACCAAAAAAAUGUGGCGACAUUUUCGUCUGAUUAUGCCCCCGGUGGAGAAGGUGGCAGUUUAGAGUGGGGCUUCUUGAAUAUUCCAACCGUGCAUCGUACCCAUUCGCAGAACGCAGAUCGCUCAUCGCUCAGCAAAAGGUGAGAAAGCGCAAGCGAGCAGCCCCAGUCCGAGGCUGGGCGUAUUGUUAGCCCUACACAUCGAUCAACUGGCUAAAGCUCACCUCCCGAAAACAAACAAACGACAAACAGUCAAACCAGUUCCGUCCAGGAGUUGACAUGGUGACAUGUUGCUGCCGGACCAAACGUACGAACAGGCGACCCUGGGUCAGGAGCGACUGAGAAGCUCGUCAGCGUACAAUGACGGCGGCUUCCCGCGGCUGUUCGCUCUGAAGGCGCUCGACGUGAAGCGGUUGCAGCAGGAUCUCCGUGGAGCCAGUCUGUACGUCGAUGGUAGCGUGGGUGCGGAAUUGGCGGGCGUACUUGCGAAUAAUGAGAUGAAAUUUGGCAUUCGAUCGACGGAAGAGAAUGGUGAAGGCAGCGGUAGCAGUGGUGUCGGUAGCUCGGGAGAUGCGGGCAAUUCGAGGGACGGCAAGCGACAGGAGCUUGAUGUGCGUCUGUCGAUGACAAAUGGUGGCAGCAAACACCCAGUUGCUGAAAAGUUACCUUUAGCGAAGGAAUCCUCCGCGUUGUACCUGGAUUCGGAGAGUGUGUGGAGUGGCCGGGCAGCAUCUGCAAUGGCGAUUGGACACUCCGCUGCAAAAUCGAUCCGUUCGAUCGAGCGUAGCUGUGAGGCGAACGUUGCUACUAGAAGCCGCACGAAAAAUAGUCAAAGGGCGCCAUCAACGAGGUUGAAGAACCAUACGGAUCGAGGUAUUGGGUUGGAGUCGGGAAGUUCCGCGGACACUAGUCUAAGCUAUACGAGUAACUCCAGCGACGACGAUGAUUUUGAGGAUCUGGAAGGUACGUUAAAAUCGACGAGGCAACGUAUGUGUCAAUCCCGAAUGGACGGAGCGAUAGUAAACGGGAAGGAAUUGGCACUUGACGCACCUGCUCCACCUGAUGGUCCUGAUCCAGGUGAACGUGACGAUUACGACAAGACGUCGGAUUUUUUCAACAACAUUCCAGAAUUCCAAGGCGAAGCAUUGGGACCGUUCAGUAUUGCGGGCAAACGCACCGAGCCAGACUGGGGCACCAUACGGACAAACGUGGACAUCUUGCGUGCCUGCGAACUUUUCCUGAUGCGGCAUCGGAUGCGACCAGACUUUUUCUGCAAAUACAAAACAGCAAUGAAUCCGCCAGUAUCUGCACCGGCAUCGUUUCCAUUGUCCCGUUCCCGGACGCCCAUUGAUGUGCGGAAGCCAAAAAGCGUGUCACCGCCGAUGCAGAGGCCAGCAUCGCGGGCCCAUGGAGCGAUUAGCUUCUCGCGUGUCUCGACCACACUACCACACGAUCGAAAUGCUGCUGAUCGGCCAGGACCAAUCUACAGUGUACCCAAUCGGGCUGGCAAAAAGCGACGUCCAAAUGCGGGUAAGUUAACACGUUAUUUUGUGGCGUUCUUUAAGGCCCACGUUUUAGGCCCAUGUAUAUAUGUUGUUUUUUCUCACCUUUCACGAACUGCGAGUUACUGGUACGAGUUUCGUCGUAGUCAUGGUGCUUUUUUUGGCUGUUCAAAUUGAAAUUAAUGACCAAAUUAAUCCGAUCGCUGACCGAACCUGACACCGGUCAGCAUGACGCUGGCGUUCUUCGGUUGUAAACGUAUGUUUGGGUUUUGGUGAAACACUGCAAGCGCCAGGGCUUCGUGAACGAAUUGGAAUUUCAACUCACAUGAUUAAUUCAUAGCUAUUGCAGCUAUUAAUUAUAUUUUUCUGCAAUUUCCCAUGAUCUUCCUUUCAAUUCGAUCUACUUCGUUAUCAUAUACCAUAACAAUAUCGCCAAAAUUAGCUCCACAGCUCCUGAUACAAUCUGAUCAGAGCCAUUAUUAAGUUUACCAUUGCUACCAUUAGUGGUUGGGUUAUAGCUUUAUUUGUCUACAAUUUUUGGGAAGUAAGUAAAAUUUUUAAAAAGAAGUUUCACAGAUGAUGUCCUGAAAAUGAUGACUUUGACCGUCUCAAGUCCCGCCUAUCACUCAACUGUCAUCAGUACUAUUCGAAGAUCGGACAUUCACACAUGAUCCAUAAUGUUUCUGGCAAAUAAUCCAUCAGCCUUUAGCUGAACCGGGCUGUCAAGCAUCAGCAAACUUGAUUCGGUAUAGGUUUCUUCCGCGUUAUUAAAUGUGUAUUACCAUCCCUAAAUCAAUCAUGCAACAAUUAUGAUGUUCGGCACGCAUGCCAGCAUGUGUUGAAAGUUACCGGCACUGUUAUGAAUGUUACUGGCGAUGAUCGAGAGGAUUCGCUGUUUGGCUCAAGGGCCAACAGGUAAGGGUGCAUAUUUUUUUUAAACAUUUAAAUCUGCAGAAUUUUGGAAAUAUGAUGCUGACAUGUUAGCUUUUAUACGAAGGCAACAUGAAUGAUCGAUCGUCAGUGGUGGAAUCCGCUUUGAAAUAUCAGAAUUUGGUAUAGGUCUGGUAAUAUUACGAAAGUAUUGCGUUUUUAUUAUCUACAUAAUUGUAGCAAUAUUAAAUGAACGCCAAUUUUGAGCUUGAUUCUUGAUGAGCGUUUGGAAAAUCAAUUGAAGCUUUAAACAAAACAUCACUCAACAAUACAAACAUAUUACGCACAUUAGCAGGCUUCAUAAAUUGAUGAGUAAUUUUUCGAUAAAUAAAUCUUUCAUCAGGAAUUACCAUUGGCAUUGUGCAGCUGACAAGUUAUCAUUAUGUUUGACAACAUCAAAAAAGGAUCCACCCAUCACAGUUGUGAGGCAGGGGUUUGCGAGUGUGCCGUCGUUUUUUUGUGUGAAGUCUACAUCCAUCAACCACUGAUGAGAUCGUCCAAUGACACGGCAGAGACGGUUCUGCCACAGUAUUUGAUUUCGACAGCUUUUCAACAUGAGCACGGGCACGAUCUCAAGUCAAGUGCAGACACAAGGUUAAGGGAGCAAGAAAUGAGAAAAAAUGAUAAUUUAAGUUGUAUUAACAGUUCCGUGGCAGGUAAUUUUUCCUUCAUCGUCCAGAUUUUGAAGAGUGAGUUUACGCUUUCGAUUGUUAACAGUGCCCCGUUGGUGGCAAGGGGCAUUGUUUUCCCCCAUUUCCCCAACAUUCUCACCCUUCCCUACGGUGGGUCUUUCGUCGAUGCCUGAUGAUUCUUUUCUUCCUUCUGGCCGUUGUAUCUUGAAACCCAUUUCCUGUGUUUCCAUUCGUCCGCUUCGUUCCUGUACUCGAUUCGGGACGGGGUGGUUUUUUUAAACAAUUCAUUUUACCGCUCGCUCUGUCCAUUCGAGUUGUGAUCGGAUCCUCAGCCAGUUAUCACACGCUCGCCCGGGACGAUAUAGCCCCCCAAAAGGACGAAAGGGAAAAAUAAAUACAAAAAAAAACUACCUUCUCUUGAGAAUCCAACCAAGCAAUGAGAAUAACUAUCGGCUGGCGCAUGCUGGAACCACGCGAAACGCUAAAGGUUUCAUUCAAUUAUACGUUGCAAGUGAGCGAUGUUAUCAGUUUAAAUUCAAUUUUGAUUAACAUAAGUAUCCCCGGUGCGAUUAAAAUUUAUGAUUCGUGAAAUACCAGAAAAUGGGCCCUUCGCUCGACGAAUAAUGCGAACGAACAAAAUAAACAACCGGAGCGUGAUAAUGCGAUCGGUUCGCGAACGAAAUACGGCACAGUGGUGUAAAGAAACUGCAACGCAGUUGGGACGUGCCCAGACGCACGCAGUAUUAGCAAAGGAAAAGUUGAAGGUUGAAGACUUGCAGUGGUUCGCUUGAGAGUAAAUGCGAUGUGGAUUUACAGGGUUCACGGCGGUAUGUCCAGUCGGAAAGGGGGAGCAGGGGGAAUAUUUGACUGCUUCGUAGAAUGAACGUCUUUUUAAUGAGAUAAACAUGAUAAAAAAUGUAUGUAGGCGGGUGAGAACAACGUUGAUAAGCGUGUUGUUAAGAAUGUAUCGAAAAUGACUGAGAUCGUACUGCAAGAUAAAAUGUCGAACGUUCCUUUUUACAAUGUAGGGGAAAUAUUUCACGUUGAGAAAAUGUGGUGUGUAGCUUGAAACGGUUGGGAUAGUAGAUGAAUGAGGAAAUGAAUGGUUAUUUGAAAAGGUAGAAUAUUUAUCAAAAUAUGAUAAUAAUGUUUGGAAACAUGAUCAUGCUAAAACAACUGUUUUUCAUCUAGUACUAACUUUGUGCUAAAUCUCCUAUUCGAUGGCGUUGGCCAUAAAGCUCAGUUGAAAGCUUUAUAGCAACAUAAAAGCUUUGAAUGAACUUUUCCCAAAUGGACAAUAUCGCCCUCUCGCGCAGCAACUUGUGAUUUUCAUUAGAGCAUGAACAAAAGAAUUGAAAGCGACAGACUGAGACUGAAAGUAUAAGUACAGUCAUUUGAAAAAAGCGAUCCUAGAUGGAUUAAAUUAAUUACCUGAAAAUGUUCAAGCUUCUUCCAACUACUGAUGCGUUGUUGUUUGUUGUUGAUACAGUUUACAGAAGCUUUGAAAAUUUAUUCUUUCGCCUUUAAUCACUACUGAAUGUGUGCCGAAAUGUUCGCCUCGUCAUAAUUUUCGGGCGAAAACACGAAACUGCCACAUCGGUACCUAAAGCUUCCUAAAGCUUUAAAGCUUCUAUGGAAAGACAAGAAAAAUUUGCUUUUUGCAUUAUUUUUAGUGGAAUACGAACCUACAAUUAAAUAUUAGAAAAUUCUAGAAAAUUUCAUUCAAAAGGAUCUUUGUUUAAGAUAUAGCUAUACAUUUCUGAAGCACAUAGCUUUAUAUUAUGUAGUAUGUAUAGAAAUACAUUAUGAUCUGAGACUUGCUGCCAA
Anopheles funestus (African malaria mosquito) is the source of this 8759-nucleotide messenger RNA. RefSeq lists its product as uncharacterized. The record is from RefSeq and is a predicted model, not a curated record. The transcript has 4 exons. Lineage: Eukaryota; Metazoa; Arthropoda; Insecta; Diptera; Culicidae. Bases 4156 to 5547 code for a protein of 463 amino acids.